Molecule: messenger RNA, 1433 nt
Organism: Homalodisca vitripennis (glassy-winged sharpshooter)
Lineage: Eukaryota; Metazoa; Arthropoda; Insecta; Hemiptera; Cicadellidae
Product: neuropeptide CCHamide-2 receptor-like
Exons: 1
Coding region: 25-1095 (356 amino acids)
Biological process (GO): G protein-coupled receptor signaling pathway
Cellular component (GO): membrane
Molecular function (GO): G protein-coupled peptide receptor activity
Source: RefSeq, a predicted model, not a curated record
UUGAAAAUCCGUCUUGGAUAAAUCAUGAACACGUCCGCUCUGAGCACUUCGACGAUGGUCGUGGGUAUCGACGUCACAACUUCCAAUAUAACUGGGGACGGCAACCCGAGUCCUCCCGCUGAUACGCUGUCACCUAUCGUCUUCUACGCCGUGUUUUCCACAAUUUUUGUGGUGGGUCUGAUCGGGAACAGUCUGUUGAUCCUGAUCUUCGCCCGACACAAGACUAUGAGGACGGUUCCGAACACCUACAUCUUCAAUCUCGCGGUGGCAGACCUUCUGACGACCUUGAGUUGUGCUCUCGCUCCCCUCCUGGACAACACUGGAGAGACUCUCCCUCUAUUCUGCAAGACCUUCCAGGUCAUCUUGGAGUCGUCCAUGGGAGUAUCCGCCUUCACCCUUACUGCCCUCAGUGCCGAGCGGUACUACGUGAUCGCUCACCCUCUCAAGAACAAGGUAUCCUCUAAAAAAUUUACGGUGUGUGCUGUCCUGUCGACCUGGCUCAUCUCUGUUUCCUUCGUUGUCGGAAAGAUGGUCUUGAAGUCUCCUGGCAGCAGCUCAGGAUGUGUGCAAAUGUACGAUCCGACCUCUUUCGCUAACACAUAUACGCUGAUCGACUUUAUCGUGUUCUAUUUGAUCCCUGUAGGCGUCAUCGCCGACUUCUACAUCCUGAUGGCGUACGAACUCUAUUUUGGAAAUCGCAACUUCCGAAAGAGGAGUGUUUCUAACAGCACGAACCAUCUACGAGUGAGGAAAAGAAUUGCUGGAACUGUCUUGGUCCUCGUCAUUAUGUAUGCCGUCUGCUAUUUCCCCUACAAUUUCAUGAGUCUAAAAUUGUAUUUCGAUAAAGACUUCCACAACAAUCAGGUUUGGUCACUUGCUACUAACAUAAUAUUCUGUGUUGGCUGUAUACAUAAUUGUUUCAACCCAAUUAUACUUUAUUCACUCAGCAAAUCUUUCCGAGGUCAUUUCAAUAACUAUCUGUUCUACAGCAUAUUCCGUAAAACUAUCCCCGUCCAAGAAGAACAUACUGACUGCCAGUGCUCCAGAUGUUCUAAGAAAACAAUCUCCAAACACUCUGUUACUACUAAAGUUUAAUUUUUCAGAUUUCCCAACAGGCUUGGAGAGUUAUCUGGUAUAGUAGUUGGCUUUGGUGGGAUCUCUCUCUUUCAUACUCCACUGACUUUUUGUGGCCUCAAUCAUACUAUUCUGAGUUGGUGUGGCCACUCUAAUCUUCUAUUGACUUGGUGCGGCCUCUCUCAACCUCUACUGACUUGGUGUGACCUUUUUCAAGCUCCACUGACUUGUUGUGGCCUCUAUCAUACUCUUCUGAGUUGGUAUGGCCACUCUAAUCUUCUAUUGACUUGGUGUCAAUAGAAUCAAUCCUCCAGUGCUAAGUAAGGUUUUUGAAAAACUUUUCUUAAGUAGGAUGCUAA